This is a messenger RNA of Podarcis lilfordi (Lilford's wall lizard), 210 nucleotides long. Lineage: Eukaryota; Metazoa; Chordata; Lepidosauria; Squamata; Lacertidae. The record is from the annotation of a GenBank genome assembly.
AUGGACACGAGCCGCCUGCAGCCCAUCAAGCUGGCCCGAGUCACCAAAGUGCUGGGCCGGACAGGCUUGCAGGGGCAGUGCACCCAGGUCCGUGUGGAAUUCAUGGAUGACACCAGCCGUUCGAUUAUCCGCAACGUGAAAGGCCCAGUCCGGGAAGGGGAUGUCCUCACGCUGUUGGAGUCUGAACGCGACGCCCGGCGGUUGCGCUGA